Messenger RNA from Synchiropus splendidus (mandarinfish), 1864 nucleotides. It is a transcript of the gene tm2d3, whose product is annotated as TM2 domain containing 3. Lineage: Eukaryota; Metazoa; Chordata; Actinopteri; Syngnathiformes; Callionymidae. The coding region runs from base 17 to 790 and encodes 257 amino acids. The transcript has 6 exons. The record is from RefSeq and is a predicted model, not a curated record.
AAGUCCUGCAGCAACAAUGGCCACCAUCUGUCAGAUCUGGAGACCCGACCGAGGAAGGAGCCUCAAAGCCUUCGGAAUCAUGACUAUAUUGGUUAUGGAUGUGUUUUUGCAGUCUGUAAAUGGAUACAUGAGUUCUCCUCAUAGUGGCCAGGAGCCUCCGUACACCAGAGACACCCAGCACGGUCCAGUCAUGAGCAGCCCGGUCGUGUCUGCUGAAACCUCAGCUCCACCAGCAGAUAUAGAUAAAUGUCCAAGCGGGGGACUGUGCACUCGUCUUCCAGCCAGCUGUAUUCACUGUAACUACCAACACAACUGCACGUACGGGAAACCAGCCUCCUUCACCUGCAGACCUAAAAAAGCAGUGCACUGUAUUGGUGAGUCUGGUCAACAGCUGGACAACUUUUCUCUCACUGUUACUUGUCAGUUCUGCUGGCAACUGGAUCCCUCCCAGUACCGCUGCUCCAACUCCACCAACUGUAUGACAGUGUCGUGCCCACGCAAGCGCUACAACGCUACCUGUGACGUGCUGGAUCAUGUUCACUGUUUAGGUAAAAGGAGAUUUCAGAAACGUUUAUUUUGCAACUGGACUGGAGGGUACAAGUGGUCAACGGCCUUGGCGCUCAGCAUCACGCUGGGUGGUUUUGGGGCCGACCGGUUCUACCUGGGUCAGUGGAGAGAGGGUCUUGGAAAGCUGUUCAGCUUUGGGGGUCUUGGGAUCUGGACUUUGAUAGAUGUUCUGCUGAUCGCCGUCGGUUAUGUCGGACCAGCGGACGGUUCCUUGUACAUCUAAAAUCCUGGACUUUUUGCGUCUUCUGCUGAGCUUUUUGGAGGACAGACUGAAAGUGUGUUGUUCGCACGUCUGUCUGCCCAUCUUGCUGCACAACACGUACCCAUCCCAUCUGCUAGCGUGCAGGAAGCGCUUUCGACAUCACACCCAGGAUGAGUCGUCUCUUGCAACAUGGGAUCAAUGAUUCUUCUGCUGUAUUUUCUUGAGAUGGAGAGUGUGUGCCGGGAAGUGACGGAGCGCUCAUUACCCCUUCUGCUUGACUCAGCUGUUGGUUCCACUCUGACUGGUUAAUCUAUUAAGACAUACGCGGCCCCCCUGUGGUGCUGAACUCGUCUCCUUCCAGGGAUGUGUCCUCCGUUGGAUGAGUUGGAUUACCAAGAGCCAGGAAUGAUAGAGUCCGUGCCGCCUUCAGAAAGCACCAAUUUUCUUGCUGUUUAGAUGUAAACACCUGUUUAUUUUUGCCAGUAACUCUACACAAGACUCAUAUUUUUUUCACUAGCACUCGUGUUAUUUUUAGUCCUCAGCUGGAGACGGUUUGCUUGUGGUUUCUGUUGAGACUUGUUUCGAGUACAUUGGUCGAUCGGCUGGAUGCUGUUUUUGUGUCAUACUGUAAAGUACUUUUUUAUUUAAUGUAAAUAAAACAAAUAAGAAAAUGUUGCCCUUAAAACUCUUUGGAUCCUACAUGUUGACUUUGACUUUUUUGUACUGAGAAUACAUUAUUUAUUCCCUACACCAAUCUUAGAGUGGCUGAAGUCGUUUCUCUUGUAGUUUCUCCAUUGAGGUUUAACAAACCAAGCGGCACCCCUGUCUCGUGACCAGUUCCGAUUAAAACAGGCAGAAAACACUGUCAAAUCUCUAUAAAUUCAUGUGACUUUACCAACAGUUUUUCAUUCAUUCCCUGCAGAGCCUCUUCUUCGGUUCUCCUGUCUUUUUCAGAAGUCUGUAGCACUACUGCCAUCUUCUCUCCAGUUGAACUCACCGCGCUUAAAAUGUUUUACAUGAAAUGUAUUGAUAAAAUACCUGUAUGGUAGUGAUCGAUAGAUGAGGUAUUUUGUAACAGUAUUGCAGGGUUGAUGA